Molecule: messenger RNA, 1110 nt
Organism: Mytilinidion resinicola
Lineage: Eukaryota; Fungi; Ascomycota; Dothideomycetes; Mytilinidiales; Mytilinidiaceae
Exons: 2
Coding region: 1-1110 (369 amino acids)
Source: RefSeq, a predicted model, not a curated record
AUGCAGGAUAGCCCGCUAUCGAUCACCGCCAGCAUCACCGGCAUUCUCACCUUCAUUGCGGCGAUAUGUGCAUUUGUAUAUGUUCGGUACAACACCUUACGGAGUGGGCAGGAGGAAAUUCUUACCAUUCUUGAGUCCGUCACAGCUACCGUCGAGGAGAGCAGAGCUAUAGCGCACGGAGGCCUGGCAGGUGACGACCCUGAUUCUAGUCGGCUGACAAGACUUGUGUCAGAACUAUAUUCAAUCGAGCUCGCCAUUCUUGCUCAGUGUAUGACUGUUUUUGGCAUGGAUUUGGAUCAAAUGCAAUUGGGUUCGCGACCUAGCGAAAGUACUAGUACGACCUGGAAGGACGUGGUGAAGGAGGUGAACGAGGCCCAACAGAGAUGGCAGCAACCGCAGCGUCGAAAAACAUGGGGAUUAAGAAAAAUUGAGAAACAUAUCAAGCCCAUGAUUGAAUUCAUUGACAGUCGUCCAAUCCUAUCGAUAGGCUGGGCGAUUACGAUAUCGGUGCUCAGCCUUGGGGCAACCCCAACAAUGAUUCGCUGGUAUGGGGCAAGAAAGAAGGUCUUGGAGAAGAUCCAGCAAAGGGAAAUCAUUCGAUCGCGACUAUUGUUCCACCAGAUUGCCCUUGCAAAUUCAAUAGCUAGUAGCCAGGAAAUCCUAGUUCGCGGCUUGGUGCAAGAGAACGUCAAACUUGAGUCCCGGUUGAGCCAGCUUAACGAUAUCGCUAUGUAUACGAACGAAUCCAUACGGCGACUAGCGCAUGACAACAAUGAAAUUAAGGGCCUCAUCGUUAGUUUGAUAAGCCCGGCAAGCCAGCAGGAUAGGACCCAGAAGCCCGACACAGUACGCUCCCGCAGCUCGAGUGGAUCAUCGAGUGAUUCAAACCCGACAAAGAAGCCCAGUAAGAUUCGGAAGCGCACAGUACGCUCCCGCAGCUCGAGCGGAUCGUCGAGUGACUCAAGCUCGGCGAACCAGCACAAUAAGAUUCGGAAGCGCACGGUACGCCCCGGCAGCUCGAGUGAAUCGUCGAGUGAUGAAGCUGAUGUACUUGCGCCGGGCGAAGGCAGAGAUAUGUUGGUAGAUCAGGCAGAGGCAAAACCAGAAUGA